AUGGGAGGCAAAUACAGGAAGUUUCUCGAGCUCAAGGAUGCCGAGGCCUGGCUCCGAAAGAACAACCCAUCUGCUCCUCUCACCCUCCGACAAGUGGCCUCCGACUCUAUAUCCUCUCACCUCGCCGCUGCCCCAGCACCGUCCAUGCCGUCGAAUGCGCCCACGACCCCAUACUCGACAGGCUUCCCUAGCAUCUCAGCAAGUGUCUCUCAUUCUCGGGUCAACGAACAUGCCAGGCCUACCGCAAUUGUUCACGCUCCAGUUGUUGUUGCACCCACUCGUGCACCUCCAAGCAUCUCUGCUCCCCCUGCCAUAACCUGUUCGGCCGACCCUCAGCCUUUGGUGAUCUACACGGAUGGAUCGAGCAGAGGGAACGGGACGGCCGGGUCGAGGGCGGGUGUAGGUGUCUGGUGGGGAGACCAAGAUCCACGCAACCUUGCUGAGCGGUGUCCCGGGCCUCAAACGAACAACUCCGCGGAGCUGAAUGCGAUCAUCCGUGCUCUUGAGACUGCGCCAAAUGACCGACCGCUGAUCAUCAAGUCAGACUCGGACUACAGUAUCAAAAGUCUCACUGUCUACCUCGCAAACUGGAAGAACAAUGGGUGGAGAACCGCGGGCGGCCAGCCCGUGAAGAAUUCGAACCUCAUCAAGUACGCCGACCUCUUGAUCACCGAAAGACGUUGCGUGUACCAGCAAUCCAUCGAGCUGUUCAAAGUUGCUGGACACUCAGGUGAAAAGGGCAACGAAGGCGCGGAUGCGCUCGCGAACGCCGGGGCCGUGAAGCCUGAAGUACCAGACCGCGACUGGGAAGGCCUGACCAGACGCACCACUGAGCGCAUGCACGCCGCUUUGCAACACAACUCGACGAUGACAACUCGCAGCGCUCCCGCGACAUCGUCGGUGCCGCCUGAACGAGCCGCUCCUGCCACCCCCACCUCAUCCAGGACUGCAAGUGCUCCAACCGUAUCUGCGUCGACGAGCGAGACGACGUUCGGCACGUCGUCGUCUUCACGGUUAUCCUGCCUCAGGGCGGCCAUCGAAGCGUCUCUCGCCGCUCCGCCAGCCCCUCGGCCUCCCAAUCGCAUCAGCGAACCAACACGUGCUGCCCCGCAUGUUGAAGUUGAGGAGGAACCGAGAAUCCAUGGGAGACCGGACGCCGUCAUUUUGCAGAAAGAGCUCGAGUGGUACGCUGACUGUCUGCUAUCAGACGAUGAACUCCUUCUCGAAGCACAGGAGCAAGGGGUUAUGUGA
Molecule: messenger RNA, 1251 nt
Organism: Epithele typhae
Lineage: Eukaryota; Fungi; Basidiomycota; Agaricomycetes; Polyporales; Epitheliaceae
Product: ribonuclease H-like domain-containing protein
Exons: 6
Coding region: 1-1251 (416 amino acids)
Biological process (GO): DNA replication, removal of RNA primer
Molecular function (GO): RNA-DNA hybrid ribonuclease activity; nucleic acid binding
Source: RefSeq, a predicted model, not a curated record